Nymphaea colorata (pocket water lily) is the source of this 1678-nucleotide messenger RNA. Its product is annotated as calreticulin-3. Gene Ontology annotation, biological process: protein folding. Bases 43 to 1332 code for a protein of 429 amino acids. Gene Ontology annotation, cellular component: endoplasmic reticulum; endoplasmic reticulum membrane. The record is from RefSeq and is a predicted model, not a curated record. Gene Ontology annotation, molecular function: calcium ion binding. NCBI's taxonomy places the organism in Eukaryota, Viridiplantae, Streptophyta, Magnoliopsida, Nymphaeales, Nymphaeaceae. The transcript has 14 exons.
GAUCACUGCAUCCCUGUCCGCCUGCUCGCAGGCCUACUGAAAAUGGCGAAGCCGGCCGGAAUUUGGAAGGCCUCCAUGCUCCUCCUAGCUUUCGCGAUUCUCCUCCUCUUGCCCGCUCCCUCCUCGUCCGAGAUCAUCUUCGAGGAGAGGUUCGACGAUGGAUGGGAGGAACGGUGGGUUAAAUCUGACUGGAAGAAGAGUGAAGGAAAGGCUGGGUCUUUCAGGCAUUCUGCUGGAAAAUGGGCUGGUGAUCCUGAUGAUAAAGGUAUUCAAACAUACCCUGAUGCAAAGCAUUAUGCUAUAUCUGCAAAAAUUCCAGAAUUCAGUAACAAGGACAGAACUCUUGUGGUACAGUACUCAAUAAAAUUUGAGCAGGAUAUUGAAUGUGGUGGUGGUUACAUUAAGCUUCUUUCUGGUUAUGUCAAUCAGAAGAAAUUUGGUGGUGAUACUCCUUACAGCUUGAUGUUUGGUCCUGAUAUCUGUGGUACACAGACGAAGAAGCUCCAUGCGAUUGUUUCAUACCAGGGGCAGAAUUAUCCUCUCAAGAAAGAUUUAGAGUGCGAGACUGAUAAGCUAACACAUGUAUAUACAUUUAUUCUUCGCCCUGAUGCAUCGUAUAGCAUCUUGAUUGACAACCGAGAAAGAGAAUCUGGAAAUAUGUACACUGACUGGGAUAUUCUCCCACCACUAAAAAUUAAGGAUGUGCAUGCAAAGAAGCCCAAGGACUGGGAUGAUCGAGAAUACAUUGAUGACCCUGAUGCUGUUAAACCAGAGGGUUAUGAUUCAAUUCCGGCUAAGAUUCCUGAUCCCAAAGCUAAAAAGCCUGAUCAUUGGGAUGAAGAUGAGGAUGGCAUAUGGAAACCACCAAUGGUACCAAAUCCUGCCUACAAGGGACCCUGGAAGCCCAAGAAGGUCAAGAAUCCCAAUUAUAAAGGGAAAUGGAGAACUCCUUGGAUUGAUAAUCCAGAGUUUGAAGAUGAUCCAGAUCUUUAUGUCAUGAAGCCAGUGAAAUAUGUUGGAAUUGAAGUUUGGCAGGUGAAGGCUGGUUCUGUAUUUGACAACAUCCUGAUCUGUGACGAUCCAGAAUAUGCACGGCAAGUCGUAGAAGAAACAUGGGCAAAGAACAAGGAGGCUGAGAAAGAAGCUUUCGAAGAAGCAGAGAAGGUCAGACUUGCUCGAGAAGAGGAGGAAGCUCAACGAGCAAGGGAAGAAGGAGAGAAGAGAAGAAGAGAGAGGGGACGGGACUAUCGCAGGGACUACAAGGACAGAUACAGAGACAAAUACAGAAGGAGGGAUCGCUACAUGGAUGAUGAUUAUCAUGAUGAAUUAUGAGGAGCUUCACUCUCUCUUUUUCUGCGUUUUCACAAGGAUCAUUUUCUACUUCCAGCCUCCAUUGUCGGAUACCAAAUUAUGCGGAUUAGGUUGCUUUAGAUGGCAAUAUCAGCAAAGCAGAAGCUUGUAGUUGCUUUCUCUUUCUUCUGAAGUAACCAUGUCAACUUAAACUUUGCCCUCUUGAGAAGACUGCAGCUAUUGUUUGUAGCUUGAAUUCUAGAGCUGGCUUCCCUCUCUUUUGGAGUCCUUUGUUUUUCUUUUGCCUAAAUUUUCAUUUGCUAUUGUAGGAAACCAUGAAAUGAGCUGUAAAUUGAGACCAGUGGAAGGAACUGGUAAACUAGAUCUA